AUGUAAUAAAUAAGUAAGUAAGUAAGUUAAUUGUUUUGGCCAAACCACUCUCAGUGUCAUGGCCCCGUCAGAGGACUCCUCAGAUGAGGACAACUCGGGAGUAACAGCAGCAGACCCAGGAGCAGCAGGAGACACGGAGGAGCCUCCUGAGAAUCCAGCUCCUUCUGCCCCUCAGCUGCAGAGCACCCCAGGGACAGCAGAGGCCCUGCAGCCAGACACAGACAGUGAACAGGAUACUCCCCCCUCACCUGCAGAACGUAGACAGCAGAAGGUCAGGCAGAAGAGAGGCAGGCCUGUCUCCUUAAGGCCCAAACGCUGAGGGCUCACACCUGCUGUCCAUCCUGCUCUUUAUAAGGCACACCUUGGCUGCAGCUUGUUGCUGACUGCAAUGUCAGGUGUGGCUUUGUGUAGACCUAGUUUCCCUGCAGCAUCUCUUUGACUGACCUCCUUGGCAAUUGAUCCCGGACCUCCACUGACCUCGCUUCUGGACUUCUGACUCGGCAAGUAUGCUUCGGAUAGGCCUGGCAGAUUUACAACCUGACUGCUGGCUAAGGACUUUCCUUCCCUGCCAAAGACCCAGGAAUUUCCAGCCCCCCCUGACACUGCUGAUGCAGUGUAGAGCUGACACUCAUUGUGAGUUAAUGGGACUGUUGAGUGGUCGAUGUAUGUGUCUACAGAUGUAGUUGACAGCGGUACUGUUACUAUAUGGACUGUGACAGAUGAGUGUUCUCACCCCCCUGGAGGUAGAUUUUUGUUUUAGUCUGAACUGUACCGGAGAACUGGAGAGACACAAAGGCUUGUCCUGUUCUAUACACUGAAUCCCAAGGCAAUGGCUUUGUGGGACUCCCCAAGACACCUAAUGUGGUAGCAAGAUAUUUUGGGUUGUUAAUGCUGUGAGUCUUUCAAUUUUAUGGUAAAUAAAGCCAUAUCUCCUAAAGACAACACAGUCUCUACUGACCUUCAUUCAAAGGAAAACAAACCAAGGUGUGAUGAGCAGGAAGCAUGGGUCUCCAUUAAUAAAAGUCCUCCUACUCAGGCCAGCACAUUUCCUGCUCUGCAAGCCUUUGGCCUGGGCGUAGUGAUCCCUAUUUGACUUCGCUCAUAGAAUAAGUGGACCUGCUCCUUCUGAACGUAGCCUCAGAAGGCAGAAAACAAUUCCCUGAAGCAGAGAAGGGAUGAGGACCCCAUGAAAGACAAAGAGAUGAAAUAUGGAACAGCAAGACCCACCUACCUCUGAAGGAGGACUUGGCCCUGAUGCACUCAAGACUGGGACCUGUGCGGAGGAAUUCUUGGGGGGAAACGUGCAGAAGAUCUUGGGGGAGAACCCUCUCAGCUCAGAUGUGCAGCGCCAGCAGUUCCGGCGUUUCCACUACCAGGCAGCUGAGGGGCCCCGAGAGGCUUGCAGCCGACUCCACCUUCUUUGCCGUCAGUGGCUGAAGCCAGAGCGACGCUCAAAGAACCAGAUCCUGGACAAGGUGAUCCUGGAGCAGUUCCUAGCUGUCCUGCCCCCAGAGAUGGAGAGCUGGGUGAGGGAAUGUGGGGCUGAGAGGAGUUCCCAGGCUGUGGCCCUGGCAGAAGGUUUCCUCCUGAGCUGGGCAGAGGACGAGAAGCAGGCAGAGCAGCAGGAAAAGGGUCUGUGUGCAGAAAUAGGAACUGAUUUCCCUGAGGCAGAGAGGACUCCAUCGGACACCAGGAAGAGGCUUCUGGGGGAUGGAAUCAUGUCAGCAAGACCCCUUUCUGGUAAGGAUGAAUGGGCCGUAUCUCCAUUUGGUCUGUCUCUGUUGAUGUUGACUCCUUUACUCUUGUCUCCGAGAGCCAGUGUGGUGUAGUGGUUAAGGUGUUGGACUACGACCUAGGAGACCAGGGUUCAAAUCCCCACACCGCCAUGAAGCUCACUGGGUGACCUUGGGGCAGUCACUGCCUCUCAGCCCCAGAGGAAGGCAAUCGUAAACCUCCUCUGAAUACCUCUUACCAUAACAACCUUAUUCAUAUGGUCGCCAUAUGUCGGAAACAACAUUUUCCAUGCUCGUCUCCAGCUUUUUCCACAGCUCAGAAAUGCUCCUACUUACAUCAUGAUUUUUUACGUGGGAACCAUCACUUUGAUUUCUGGCUUAGAGCUCAAAUGAGGAGAUGUUUUAUCGCACAACUGAAACAUAAAUUGUGAAUAAAUACCUCACUCAGCUGAUAAGACCCUCAUGCAGUUAGACACAUAUAUUUUAACCUCUGAGAAUAGCGUACUGUAUAUUACAGGCUUUUGGGCCCAUUU
This is a messenger RNA of Rhineura floridana, 2266 nucleotides long. Its product is annotated as zinc finger and SCAN domain-containing protein 31-like. The transcript is spliced from 5 exons. The record is from RefSeq and is a predicted model, not a curated record. Bases 1209 to 1829 code for a protein of 206 amino acids. NCBI's taxonomy places the organism in Eukaryota, Metazoa, Chordata, Lepidosauria, Squamata, Rhineuridae.